CAACGGCGAGGAAGACGAGGGAGGACGGGCGGAGGCACCGAGGCUCACAGGGAUGUAUAGUAAACACAGGCAGAAAAAUGGCCAAAUAACACCGGCGACAUGUGGACGUUUGCUCUUCUUCAUUUCUUUUAUUUCCCUUAUCGGCGAUCUGGGAAGAGCCGGUGGAGAAAGCAGCCGAAAAGGCUUGCAGAGAGGGCGCACAGUGACAGCGCGAUGGCUUUCUCAAGGACGAAACAAGAGGGAGGCAAACAUCUCAGCUCAGACUGAGCAUCCAAUUAGAGGGGAAAUUGUGCUCUCCUCCAGCGACCUCCAACUGGUGCUACAAGUGGAACGUAACCAUGAGCUUUUGGGUGCAGACUUCACAGAGACCUACUACACAGACGAUGGACAGCCAGUGACUGUGACUAAUCACAACUACACCAAUCAUUGCUUCUAUCACGGCCACGUGAAAGGACAUCCACAUUCCUGGGUGGCCCUCAGCACCUGCUCAGGAGUCAGGGGCCUGAUAUCUUUGAAUUCUAACAAAACUUUCUACCUGGAGCCAAUGGCCAGCGUGGGUCCUCCCCACCACCAUUCAUUGCUGACGGCGGACCAACUGGAAUUUCACGGUGGAACGUGUGGUCAAGGCCAUCACAUCACAGUGUCUACACUGUCCUCUCACAUAACCAACCUCCUCAGAGCACAUCAUUCAAGGGUGAAAAGGAACACGUGGGGCACCACCAAGUACAUGGAGCUCUACAUCGUGGCUGACAACACGCUGUUUAAACGGCAGAAUAAAGACUAUGAGAAAAUCAAGGCGAGGAUCAUGGAGAUUGCCAAUUAUGUGGACAAGUUCUACAGGGCCCUGAACAUCCGUGUUCCUCUGAUUGGUCUGGAGGUUUGGACCGAUCGGGACCAAUGCAUUGUCAGCGAAGAGCCCAACGCCACCCUCUGGUCCUUCCUGCAGUGGCGACAGAAGCUGAAGUCCCGCAAGAAGCACGACAACGCCCAGUUGCUAACCGGUGUAAUUUUCAAGGGGACAACUAUUGGCAUGGCACCGCUGGAGGGCAUGUGCAGUCUGGAGAACUCUGGAGGGAUCAACGUGGACCACUCAGAGGUCUCCAUCGGCGCGGCGGCCACCAUGGCCCAUGAGAUCGGACACAACUUCGGGAUGAGUCACGACCACGACGGCUGCUGCGUGGAGGCGACCGCCGACCAGGGCGGCUGUGUCAUGGCGGCUGCCACUGGACAUCCAUUUCCCAGGGUGUUCAGCCACUGCAGCAAACGUGACCUCGACAGCUACUUCCAGAAGGGGGGAGGCAUGUGUCUCUACAACAUGCCCAACAUGAAGGACCUCGUGGGUGGGAAGAAGUGCGGCAAUGGCUUCGUGGAGGAUGGAGAGGAGUGCGACUGCGGCGAACCUGAUGAAUGCACCAAUGACUGCUGCAAUGCCAACAAUUGUACCCUGAAGGAGGAGGCUCAGUGUGCCCAUGGAGUGUGCUGUCAAGGCUGUAAGUUGAAACAGGCGGGUACGAUGUGCCGGGGCCCGGCCGGGUCCUGCGACCUGCCCGAGUACUGCACCGGGGCGUCGCCUUACUGCCCCGCUAACGUCUACCUACUGGAUGGCUCCACCUGCCAGUACGGACGGGCAUACUGCUACAAUGGCAUGUGUCUGACCCACGAGCAGCAGUGCCUGCAGCUGUGGGGCUCUGGUGCCCAGCCGGCCCACGAUGCAUGCUUUGAAGACGUCAACGCCGCAGGGAAUGCUUUUGGAAACUGCGGGAAAGAUGAGCAUGGCAACUACGUUAAAUGUGCGAAAAGUGAUGCCAAGUGUGGAAAGAUCCAGUGCCACAGUGCCGCCAAGAAGCCCAAAGGCACCAACGCCGUGUCCAUCGACACCACCAUCAAGACAGGAGGCAUGGAGGUGAAGUGUCGCGGCACCUAUGUCUACAGCACCCAGGAUGGCCAGGGCGACCUUCCCGACCCCGGCCUCGUCGUGACCGGCACCAAGUGUGGUGAGGGCAAGGUGUGUCGAGACCGCCGGUGUCAAAAUGCAUCAUUUACCGAACUGGAGGUUUGCAUCGCCCGCUGUCAUGGCAACGGGGUGUGUAACAGCAAUGGCAACUGCCACUGUAAUCGAGGUUGGGCCCCACCUUUCUGUGAGAAGCCAGGCCUCGGGGGCAGCGUGGACAGCGGGCCCAUACAGUACGACAGUCAAGUGGGCUUGGUGGUUGGCCUUUUGUUUGCCUUCCUGGUGGUCCUCCCUGCUGUGCUGAUGCUAUUCUACUGCUACCGCAUCAAGACGUCCUACUUCCACAAGUGGCUCACGCAACGAGAGAAGAGCAAGAGCAACAAGGCGGAGACAUCAUUGGAGAACGGGAAGAAGAACGGCCAUCUGAAUCCCGCCUUUCACUUAAAGGUUGUGGGACCAAUCAGCAAAGCAAGCGGCCACAAGGGGCUUCCUGCCACCAGCAAAGAGGUCCUUCCUCUCCGUCCAGGACCACCGGCCGCCGGCACCCAGCCGGUCAACAUUGUGCGACCCAUCCCAAAGGGGUCACGCCCACCUCUCCCGGCAGGCAAGCCCCCCAGGAGGAAAUCCCUGCCACCCCCGCAGCGUUUAAGCCCGCCCAAGAAGCCCCUUCCCCUAAACCCGACGCGUUCCCCACUGCUAGUGUCUGAGCUGCAGCCCAGAUCAUCCCCCUUCCCACCGCAGAGGCCCCUACCCCUCAGUCCCACCAGGGGAACCUCACCUACAGCGAGUCCGGUUCGUGUGCUGACCUCAAAACCUCCUCCAAGCCUGUUGGUUGUGAUGCCCCCGGCAGGAGGACUCAGACCUGUGGGCAAAGUCUCAGCCAUCCCCCCUCUCAGAGCUCUUAGACCGGUCCCAGGUGCCAAACCAAACACAUCCUCACCGCCAUCAUGAAGAUGACCUUCUCCCUGGCCCCGCGCGCGGCCCUCCCCUCCAAAGCCUAUUUGCACUAAAGCAACGUUGCCGUGUUGGUCGACCACAGAGAAGCGGCAGGAGGAGGACAAUGUCAAAAGAAACAAAAACGGACAAGAAGAAGAGAGAGCACUCCAAAUUUAGCCACACUGACGCAGUUUUGCACGGAGGCCUUGCAGACUGAGACAUUUUGCCAAAACAGUUCUUUUUCACAUCAUUUUUUAAAAUAUUUUUUCGUAGCUCUUGUCUUGUUUACAAUUGUUUUUAGGAUUUGUGUUCUGUGCCAAAGAGGUCUCUCCAUGCCUGGGGUGGUUUGUGUCCACAAUUGCUUGAAAAUCGUCUCGAAGAUCAUGUUUCAUUAUGUUUACGACAAGUCCACUGAUCAUCAUAAUUUAUUGUAUCGGAUGAGGAAAUAAUGACAGCACUGUUGUUUACAUGUGAAUGCAGCACAUCCACGCCACUCGCAUUGAUUUGAAUGUCUUUUGCGUUGUCUUGAAAUGUUACAUAAAAUAUUUUUUACAAAGCUGUCAUUUGUGUCGUAAUUAAA
Messenger RNA from Dunckerocampus dactyliophorus (ringed pipefish), 3467 nucleotides. RefSeq names its product ADAM metallopeptidase domain 19a (gene adam19a). Gene Ontology annotation, molecular function: metalloendopeptidase activity. Gene Ontology annotation, biological process: proteolysis. Lineage: Eukaryota; Metazoa; Chordata; Actinopteri; Syngnathiformes; Syngnathidae. The record is from RefSeq and is a predicted model, not a curated record. The transcript is spliced from 23 exons. Bases 53 to 2902 code for a protein of 949 amino acids.